UUGGUUUACUCCAGCUCAUGAAAAAGAUAUUGGAUUCCGUCUUUGGUGUUUAGGCGCUUAAUUGACGCUCAAGGUCAUGGCACUGAUAUGCCGUGCUUUGAAAUCUAUCUUCUUAGAUUUCUUUGGUAGAGUCCAGCCCGUAGUGUUCGUUACCGAAACGGCAAUGUUAUACCCCGCACCGUUUUUGGGAACACUAACAUCAUGGAUCGACUCAAUUUAUUUUGCAGUGCCCAAGAAACGUAGAACCAUAGAACAACGGCGCAUACGAAAAUUCCUUUCAUUAAAAUCGGACGAAUACAAGCCUAGAGACGACUUGACACCUUGUAAAUUUUGUGGCUACCUAAACCCUCGAAACUUCAUAUGCACCAAUUGUUACAGUAAAGUACGUGAGGAAACUAAUUUUUUACGUUCUCUUGUCAAUGGUAAACUCCCAAGUGAUCGUGAAGUACGAUUUGUUUAUGAUGGCGAUAACAGUAGCACUCAUGCAGCUACUCCCAAUGAUGAGGAAGUUAAAGUGUCCGGUUCUAGACCUUCAUGGUUUCCAUCUAUUUUACAGAAAAACAGGUCUUCAGGAGGUAGUGAGUGAUAAUUUAUGACAUUACUGUACACUAAGAUUCCAGUUGUAAACAAUUUUAGAUAACAAUAAUUUAUAAAUUUUCAUAAUCAUG
This is a messenger RNA of Schistosoma turkestanicum, 668 nucleotides long. The record is from the annotation of a GenBank genome assembly. NCBI's taxonomy places the organism in Eukaryota, Metazoa, Platyhelminthes, Trematoda, Strigeidida, Schistosomatidae.